UCCUAAUAUAAUAAUGAAAUAUAAAAGAUUAAUAACUUAAAUGUUCAUGAAAAUAAUAAAAAUUCAAAAUCUAUGCCAAUAUUAAUUCUCUAAGCUAUAAAAAUCUUUAUUCAGCUGAGUAGUAGUAAUAACUCACCAUAAUCAAACAUCACGCCCUAUCAACUACAAAUCAUCAAAUGGAGGAUGAUACUUCCAACAAACUAAGGAAAAUCAACAAGCUCAUUUGAAAAUAGUACAAGAAUUGGCAUUGAAGUUACAUUUAAAUAAUCAGAAAUCUAUGUGCACAAACAUCAAUACAAAAAUCUGGAGGUUCGAAAAUACCUUGAUUAAGUAACAAAUCCUCAAUAUUAAAUGGGACAAAUAAUCAAAUCAAUGGGUAAAAUAAGCACACAAACAUGAGAUCACAACUUUCUAAUAAUACAAUUAGGCUCAAAGGAUCUCAUAAGUACUAUUAAGAAAGGGUUAAUAUCAUUCAUUGUAACCCGAAGAAAAAUGAUGAGCAAUCAUCAGAAUCAAAAUGCCGAAACUUUCAUUUUGCAAGUCAACACCAUUAUGAUAAUCAAGAAGUUAAUCAUGUAUACAAGAAGGAGAAAAAUCUCAUGGGUGGAGGUAUUAUUCAUGUGAACAAUAACUUCAGUAUUAGCGUAACAAUAAAUUCACAAUUCAUGGAGAACAGUAAUUUUGUAAUAGUAAAUGCUAUUAAAAAAUAGAGAUACGUCUAGACAUCCAGUUAAAAUUUGACACGUGGAGUGCACUUUAGUUACACUUUUUUGUGUGUUUUAUUUGCAUUUUACCUGCACUUUAGUUACAAUUUGACAGCUCUUUUAUUGCGCUUUAUUACUGUGAUUUACCUGCACUUUUGAUGCAUUUGGCUUAAAGUUCUAUGGACACAUUAAAUAUAUAAAGUAAAAAAGUAAUUCCCAUUAAAUAUUCACGUAUCAACAUUUUAUUGAAGUCCGGACGUACCUCUACGUUUCAGACUCCGCACGUAAUAAGUUCUCGUAUCCUACAAAGUUGCAAUGAAGAGUAGCUACUUCUCAAGAACUCACAUCUUCCCAGGACAUAAAAUAGUCUCACCUAACCAUAUACAACAUGUUCAGCACAUUCCAAUAAAGGCCAAUCUCAACCACCAUAAGGUCAACAAUCAAUACAUUGUCAAAAUACAACAUUCUGUCUUCUCCAGCAAUAAGAAAAUACAAAUAUAUAUUCUCCUAACCACCAAAGUUAGAAUGCUUAAUAGAAAACCAAAUAAAAAUGUUUACAAAGAUGCAGCCAACAACAAAAUACUCAUGCUUCCCACUUCUUCCUCCAUCAAUCUCCCUACUUAAACCCAGCUACAGACAUAACCAAGAUGCAUACAGGAAGGUAAGAGGAAAUGACAUCACAAGAGGAAAAUGGUGAAGGAAACUUCAUCUCCAGCCUUGUGAAGCAAUCCUUCCAUAGAAUUAGCCUAACACUCCUCUCCCUCCUCCUACCCCUGUCCUUUCUUCUCUUAUCCAGGCUCACCUCUUCUCCUCCUACUUGCAAAAUUAUAUCUAUAAUUCUCUACAUCCUUGUCUUUGCUCUAUCUUUUACAUGCCUUAUAUUCUCUACCACAGGUCACUCACUCACCACCAAAGCACCCAGAAGUAUAGCUUGGGUCAUCCUCAUCCUCUUCCAAGGCUGCAUUUCCUGGGCUAUUAAGGCUACAGACAGAGCUACAUUCGAACCGAUCGGCGACGACAACAUCGGACUCGUGAUUUGGACUAAGAGGACAUUCAUCUUCGUUGGGAUCUACGAGAUAAUGAUGCUGUGGAGAAGGGUGAUUGUGAAGCCGGUUGUCGACGACACGGUCUAUGGUGAGGAGAGAAAAGAGAAAGGAGUUGAGAAGACUAUGAUGGGAAUAGCUUUCAUUGUGCUGUGGCUGUGGAUGCUGGGAAUGAAAGUGGAACCACUGGUUUUUGUAGCUGGAAAUGAAAGUUUGGGGAAGGGGGUACAGUGGAGUGGGUUUGCACUGUGGCUGUUGGGGCUUACUGUUCUUAUGACAGGUAGUUUGAGGGUUGUGGGAGUUCUGGUUUGGUCAAUAAUGGCAGCCCUAGUCAAGAUAAUGCAGUGGAGAGAGCAGCUGGAUGAAGAUUGUAUUGAUGAUGAAGUGUACAAAAAUAAGAGUAGCAAUGUCUAA
This is a messenger RNA of Dendrobium catenatum, 2161 nucleotides long. RefSeq lists its product as uncharacterized. NCBI's taxonomy places the organism in Eukaryota, Viridiplantae, Streptophyta, Magnoliopsida, Asparagales, Orchidaceae. The transcript has a single exon. Bases 1376 to 2161 code for a protein of 261 amino acids. The record is from RefSeq and is a predicted model, not a curated record.